CGGUGCAACAAAAUCCAUCCCACAGGCAUUCAGACUGCCACGUCAAGUUGUUGCCGUUGAACCAAGCGCCUUCGCACACGGAGCAGAAUUGUUCCAUGUCCAAAUCAACUGUGUAUUGGAGUCCUGGAGAGGCGAGCCUUUCAAGAGCUAGCCUCAACAAGCUGCUGCAGCCUGGGGACAAGCUGGAUGUGACUGAAGCGAUGAUGAAGGCUGCUACCAUUGGUCGCGCUGCUGAGAUGGGAGAAGGUUGGGAGCCACCAGGCAUGAUCUCGCGAAAGAUCGCGGACCUUUUGAGUAGCAGGAGUCCAGGCUCUCAAGGCCCAGCUGCUUCCCUUGGAGCAUUCGCAGCGUUGCUGAGCGGACCUGGGACUGUUGGAGCACAGCGUGAGGUGACGAAGGCAAGAGUUGUGAAGUCGGCAUCUUUGCCAACGCUUCAGAGAUCUGCACCUGUCAAGACCAACUGGGCGACUAUGGUGCCACGUCGCCCCCUUGAUGGUAAGUGAGCCAGACCGAAGACUAGCAGCCCUAGCAAUGCCUUGCCAGCAGGUUGGUGGCCUCACACUGUGGCCCGACUGCUUUGGUCUAGAGAUCUGUAAACUGCACCAGUUGCAGGUUUCACAUUUGCAAAUCACAUGUUUGAGCUCGAAAUGGUCUUCCAAAGCAGGCUUACAAUACGCCGGUAACUUUUACCUCCUCCUGGCACGUUGGAAGUGGAAGCCGUUUGCUC
Molecule: messenger RNA, 727 nt
Organism: Durusdinium trenchii
Lineage: Eukaryota; Dinophyceae; Suessiales; Symbiodiniaceae
Source: the annotation of a GenBank genome assembly